Molecule: messenger RNA, 558 nt
Organism: Melampsora larici-populina 98AG31
Lineage: Eukaryota; Fungi; Basidiomycota; Pucciniomycetes; Pucciniales; Melampsoraceae
Exons: 2
Coding region: 1-558 (185 amino acids)
Source: RefSeq, a predicted model, not a curated record
AUGGCUCAAUCUACAUUGUCAGUUGAUGAAUGCUUUAGUUCACCACGGAGUUUUGAGACUCAAUCUGUACGUCUGACAGUCAGAGUUAAAACUCCUGGUGAAAGUCUGAAUAUCGUUCAACUCAAGGCUAUUGUGGACAAAGGUUCAAGAAGUUUGAAUGACACAACUCAUAUCACACUCAUUGCAACUGAAUCCAACGGCAAUGGCAUUCAUUUAUCCUCAAUAUUAUUUGUUUACACCCCCACGUCACUGAAAACAUACAUAAAAAGACCUAGAUCAAUUUCUUCAUCUCCUGCCAUAGGUUGGUUACAAUUAAGAUUGAGUUGGGAUAUAAACUUAGAGGGAUUGAUUGAUUAUUUUGUUAGAGUUAUGAAUUUGGAUAAGGAUUCAGUUUCCAAAGAAUCCCUCUAUCACGAUGUUAUCCUCAGGAAUUAUUCCCCUCAGACCCUCAACACCCAAAUAAAUUCAAAUCAUAAAGGUUAUAUUGGCCCUCAAGUUAUGUUUAGACUUUGGGAUGCUUCUGGACGUGAAUGGAAAUAUCCUACAUCAUUUGGUUGA